UGGAUAAACCCACAAACACAUACACACAUAAACCCCUUCUUUAGCUUAGCAAAGAAGAAGAAGAAAACAAAGAAAGGCAAAGCAAUGGAGGCACUGAGAGUGUGGAGCCUAACGACGUCGCAGCCAUUGAAGCACCUCUUUCGCCUCGCAACCGCUACCACCACCACCACCACCACCAGCUCCGUCAGAUUCGUUCUCAGGUGCUCCUCCACCGCCGCUACCACCACCACCGGAGGCCGUAACCGUCGAUCUUCUUCUUCGUCUUCUUCCUCUUCCACUUCCGACAAAGACGCCGUUCGCGCCAUUCGCUUGAAGAAGGUUGAAGAAUUGAGGAGCAAGGGGUUGGACCCGUAUGCUUAUAAGUGGGAUAGGACUCACACUGCUAAUCAGCUUCAAGAUAUCUAUAGACAUCUAGGGAAUGGUGAGGAGUCGAAUAGUGAGAGUGAUCAUGUUUCAAUCGCGGGAAGAAUUGUGGCUCGCAGAGCAUUUGGGAAGCUUGCCUUCUUUACGCUACGUGAUGAUUCUGGGACGAUUCAGCUUUACUGCGAGAAGGAGAGGCUUGUAAAUGAUCAAUUUGACCAGUUAAAGACGCUCGUUGAUAUUGGUGAUAUACUUGGUGCAAGUGGUUCAAUUAAGAGGACAGAGAAAGGAGAGCUUUCUGUUUAUGUGAAUUCAUUCGCCAUUCUUACUAAAUCUCUACUCCCACUGCCGGACAAAUUUCAUGGUCUAACUGAUGUGGAUAAGCGCUACCGCCAAAGGUAUGUAGAUAUGAUUGCAAAUCCUGAAGUAGCUGAUAUAUUCCGGAAUAGAGCAAAGAUCGUGUCAGAGAUACGUAAGACAGUGGAAUCAUUAGGCUUUGUUGAAGUUGAAACUCCAGUUUUACAGGGAGCAGCUGGUGGAGCGGAAGCUAGGCCAUUUGUUACACACCAUAAUUCACUGGGAAGGGACCUUUAUUUGAGAAUAGCGACGGAGCUUCACUUAAAGAGAAUGCUGGUUGGGGGGUUUGAAAAAGUAUACGAGAUUGGGAGAAUAUUCAGAAAUGAAGGCAUUUCAACUCGUCAUAAUCCUGAAUUUACCACAAUAGAGAUGUAUGAAGCAUAUUCAGACUACCAGAGCAUGAUGAACAUGGCGGAGGAAAUUGUUAGUCGAUGUGCUGUUGCAGUUCGUGGGAAGCUUACAAUUGACUACCAGGGUGUGGAGAUAUGUCUUGAGCGACCUUGGAGGAGGGAAACCAUGCACAAUCUUGUAAAAGAAGCCACUGGGAUUGAUUUCAGUGAGUUGGGAAAUGAUCUUAAAACUGCAAAGGAAGUAACUCUGAAGGCCCUUGGAAUUGACCUUGAGAACAAAGACAAAUCUUCUAUUGAAGCAAGUCCAUCUGUUGGCCACCUCCUUAAUGAGGUAUUUGAGAUUGUUGUAGAACCGAAACUUCUGCAACCCACAUUUGUGUUGGACUAUCCUAUUGAGAUAUCUCCUCUGGCAAAACCACAUAGAAGGCAUGCAGGGUUAACUGAAAGAUUUGAGCUUUUUAUCUGUGGUCGUGAGCUGGCCAAUGCGUUUUCUGAAUUGACUGAUCCUAUGGAUCAGAGAGGACGCUUGGAAGAGCAAGUGAGGCAGCAUAAUGAGAAGAGAGCAGCAGCUGCUAUGGAUACAAAUUCUGUGGAAGGAAAAAGUAAUAAAGAUGAGGAUGGCUCAUACGAAGUGACUCUUGAUGAUGACUUUUUGACGGCUUUGGAAUAUGGAAUGCCUCCAGCUUCAGGAAUGGGACUUGGAAUUGACAGGCUGGUGAUGCUCUUGACCAACUCUGCCAGUAUCCGUGAUGUAAUUGCUUUCCCAGUCCUUAAGAUUCAGCAGUAGCGUUGCAGCAAAAGGUCUGGUGGAUGAUAAUUCCUUUGGAUUAGUAAUUAUGUUGUAGUUUUUAAGAGGAUUAUAGCUGUCUCGAAUGUUGACCUUUCGGUGGUUAGAGCCUAUGCUGUUUUGUUCAAUACAUUGUGAUCAUUUUAGGAAAAUUUUGGCUUGCAUGGGGAGUGUGAUGUAGCCUGGAUGAAAAAAGCUUCAGUAUUUGUUCUUAACGCAAACACAUUACAGAUUUUAUUAUUAUUAUUUAAUUUUUUCAGUCCAGGGUGCUCAUUAUGCGGCUGGCUGUAAAUUAUGACUAGAUUGAGACACUUGAGCUGUAAUACAGUUUCAAUGAAAUGAAUGAAUAUGAUAGUUGUGUUGCCUA
Molecule: messenger RNA, 2221 nt
Organism: Quercus robur (English oak)
Lineage: Eukaryota; Viridiplantae; Streptophyta; Magnoliopsida; Fagales; Fagaceae
Product: lysine--tRNA ligase, chloroplastic/mitochondrial
Exons: 14
Coding region: 85-1854 (589 amino acids)
Biological process (GO): lysyl-tRNA aminoacylation
Cellular component (GO): cytosol; cytoplasm; mitochondrion
Molecular function (GO): ATP binding; lysine-tRNA ligase activity; tRNA binding
Source: RefSeq, a predicted model, not a curated record